Messenger RNA from Felis catus (domestic cat), 2541 nucleotides. It is a transcript of the gene ACTR5, whose product is annotated as actin related protein 5. The record is from RefSeq and is a predicted model, not a curated record. Bases 311 to 1960 code for a protein of 549 amino acids. Gene Ontology annotation, cellular component: Ino80 complex; cytoplasm. Gene Ontology annotation, biological process: regulation of DNA-templated transcription. Lineage: Eukaryota; Metazoa; Chordata; Mammalia; Carnivora; Felidae. The transcript is spliced from 9 exons.
AACUGUCCGGCGUCCCGGCUGGAGCGAAGGGGCGUGGCCAGAUCGGAUGUUGGGGGCGAGGUUAAGCAAAGGCGGGACUUCGAGGCCAGGAUGGGCGAGGCCUAGCGAUCCCAAAGGCCGCCCGGGUCGCUAGGGGCGAGUCAGGCGAAAAGACUGGCGGGGUUUCGUGAGGGGAGGAAGCUUGGGAGCAAUCGUCACGCACGGGGCGGAGUCUCGUGUCGUGUGGGCGGGCAUUGCGGUGGGGGGCGGGGCUUCGCGUCGUUUGGGCGGACGUUGCGGCAAGGGGCGGGCACAGCGCGCGCGCUCCAAGAUGGCCGCGGCCAGUGCGGCCGGACCGGUGGCGAAUGUGUUCCCGUUCCGCGAUGCCCGCGCCGCGCCAGACCCAGUGCUGGAGGCCGGCCCGGAGGCACACGGGCCACUGCCAGUGCCACUGGUGCUGGACAACGGGUCGUUCCAGGCCCGAGCCGGCUGGGCAUGCCCCGGGCCGGACCCGGGCCCCGAGCCGCGCCUGCAGUUCCGCGCUGUGUGCGCCCGCGGGCGUGGCGGGGCUCGGGGCGGAGCGGGCCCGCAGGUGGGCAACGCGCUUGGCAGCCUGGAGCCGCUGCGCUGGAUGCUGCGCUCGCCCUUCGACCGCAACGUACCGGUCAACCUGGAGCUGCAGGAGCUGUUGCUUGACUACAGCUUCCAGCACCUGGGUGUCUCCUCACAGGGCUGUGUCGAUCAUCCCAUAGUUUUGACGGAAGCUGUGUGCAACCCGCUGUAUUCUCGACAAAUGAUGUCCGAGCUUCUUUUCGAGUGCUAUGGGAUUCCUAAGGUUGCCUAUGGAAUAGACAGCCUCUUCAGCUUCUACCACAAUAAGCCAAAGAACUUGAUUUCCAGCGGCCUCAUCAUUUCAUCUGGUUACCAGUGUACCCAUAUUUUACCCAUCUUAGAUGGGAGGUUAGAUGCUAAAAACUGCAAACGCAUCAAUCUGGGGGGAAGCCAAGCAGCUGGCUACCUCCAGCGUCUCCUGCAGCUGAAAUACCCUGGGCAUCUGGCAGCCAUCACUCUCAGCCGCAUGGAGGAGAUCCUGCACGAGCACAGCUACGUUGCUGAAGAUUAUGUGGCAGAACUGCAGAAAUGGCGGUGCCCUGAUUAUUACGAGAACAACGUCCACAAGAUGCAGCUCCCGUUUUCCAGCAAGCUCCUGGGCAGCACUCUGAGCUCCGAGGAGAAGCAGGAACGGCGGCAGCAGCAGCUGCGGCGCCUGCAGGAGCUCAAUGCCCGCCGGCGAGAGGAGAAGCUACAGCUGGACCAGGAGCGGCUGGACAGACUGCUCUGCGUGCAGGAACUUCUAGAGGAUGGCCAGAUGGAUCAGUUUCACAAGGCUCUGAUAGAGCUGAACAUGGACUCCCCAGAAGAGCUGCAGUCCUACAUACAGAAGCUCAGCUCGGCCGUGGAGCAGGCUAAGCAGAAAAUCCUUCAAGCAGAAGUCACCCUCGAGGUGGAUGUGGUGGACAGCAAGCCAGAGACCCCUGACCUGGAGCAGCUCGAGCCGACUCUGGAAGACGUGGAAAGCAUCAAUGAUUUUGAACCCUUGUUUUCGGAGGAAACCCCUGAGGUGGAGAAGCCAGUCGCCACUGUCCAGCCCGUGUUUAACUUGGCAGCCUAUCAUCAGCUGUUUGUUGGGACAGAAAGAAUUCGGGCUCCAGAAAUUAUCUUCCAGCCGUCUCUCAUCGGGGAAGAGCAGGCGGGGGUCGCAGAGACCCUUCAGUACAUCCUGGACAGGUACUCCAAGGACGUUCAGGACAUGCUGGUUCAGAACGUUUUCCUCACCGGUGGGAACAUGAUGUACCCUGGGAUGAAAGGUAGAAUCGAGAAGGAGCUGUUGGAGAUGAGGCCCUUUCAGUCUUCUUUUAAGGAAAUGCCACAGGACGGGCGGAGGCUUCCUUCUGGAAGGAAGAUUUUGGAAACCAUCUAGAAGAAGUGUACUGGGAUUCUCCCCAUAGCCAUUCUCCAACCUGGACAACAAGAGUUGUCUGGAAGAUGCAUUCACCUGCUUGGUUCUUUCCAGCCUGAGUAACAUUUUGUUGAACACUUGGCUGGGAGGGGGCUGUAUUGGAUCCUGCCAGCCCUCUCCCAGCCUGGACAACCAUCUGGGGAUUGCCCAGGAGCCAAGUUGAUGGGCAUUCCUCAGUCUAGACGAACCUCUGGAAACUCUUCAACUUUAGUUUGGGAGGAGGAGUUUACUUGAUGAUCAUUCCCCACCUUGGAACACCAGCAGUUCUUUGGACUGGGUCAAAUAGAAGUGUUGUUAAAUCUAGAAGGCGUUAUCCUUGCCAGCAAAUGUCCAUGCCCUCGUCAGUAUUCACAGUAAAGGAUGUUCCAAGAGUAUGAACUGAGGAAGUCUUUUUUGUUGAUAGCGGUCCUGUCAGGCUUUGUCAUAGGCCUUCCCGUCAGCCAUUGUGAAAAGGCACACCCAGUUGCUAAAGUACACAAAGAAUCUGAAUAAAACCAAAACAUUUACAAAGACCCCCCCCACCCCCCCCGAGGAGGAGGAGA